GCCCGCCGCCCUCCCCUCGGCAAAUGGCGGCUCUCAGGGGAGCUUCACCCCCCCCCGCCCCCCCCCCCCGGACGCCUUCUUCCCGGCUGCCCUCCCACGUGACCGCCGCGCGCUCUCUCCGGCCCCUUCUCCCCGCCCCUCGCCUCUCGCUGAUUGGGGGUGGCCGCCCGGCGGCGGGCGCUGAUUGGUCGGCGUUGGCGCGCGAAGGGGCUCGCGGCGUUGGCGCGGCAGGCGGCGGGGGCAGGAAACAAUAGAGCCGCGGCCGGAGGGCUCAGAGCAGGCAGCGCAGGCACCGGCUGCCCGCCCGGCCCAACCCGCCCCGCCUCGCUCACCCUCGUUCCCCGCAGCCGCCCCACUGCCCCCGCCUCGACAUGGCGGACAAGGAAGCAGCCUUUGAUGAUGCAGUGGAAGAACGUGUGAUCAAUGAAGAGUACAAAAUAUGGAAAAAAAAUACCCCCUUCUUGUACGAUUUGGUAAUGACCCAUGCUCUGGAGUGGCCCAGCUUGACUGCUCAGUGGCUUCCUGAUGUAACAAGACCUGAAGGCAAAGAUUUCAGUAUCCAUCGGUUGGUCCUGGGGACUCACACCUCAGAUGAACAAAACCACCUGGUGAUAGCAAGUGUGCAGCUGCCCAAUGAUGAUGCUCAGUUUGAUGCUUCCCACUAUGACAGUGAGAAAGGAGAGUUUGGAGGCUUUGGAUCUGUCAGUGGAAAAAUUGAAAUUGAAAUCAAGAUAAAUCAUGAGGGAGAAGUGAACAGAGCACGUUACAUGCCACAGAAUCCCUGUAUCAUCGCCACGAAGACUCCAUCCAGUGAUGUCCUUGUCUUUGAUUACACCAAACACCCUUCCAAACCAGACCCUUCUGGAGAGUGUAACCCUGAUCUGCGUCUUCGUGGCCACCAGAAGGAAGGCUAUGGGCUAUCAUGGAACCCAAACCUGAGUGGGCAUUUGCUUAGUGCUUCUGAUGAUCAUACCAUUUGCUUGUGGGAUAUCAGUGCUGUUCCAAAAGAAGGCAAAGUGGUGGAUGCAAAGACCAUCUUCACAGGGCAUACAGCAGUGGUGGAAGAUGUAUCCUGGCACCUGCUCCACGAAUCUCUUUUUGGAUCUGUUGCUGAUGACCAGAAACUCAUGAUUUGGGAUACUCGGUCAAACAACACCUCCAAACCCAGUCAUUCAGUGGAUGCUCACACGGCUGAAGUCAAUUGCCUCUCCUUCAACCCCUACAGUGAGUUUAUUCUGGCUACAGGAUCAGCUGAUAAGACUGUUGCUCUGUGGGAUUUGAGAAACCUGAAAUUGAAAUUGCACUCUUUUGAAUCACACAAAGAUGAAAUAUUUCAGGUUCAGUGGUCUCCCCACAAUGAAACCAUAUUGGCCUCCAGUGGGACUGACCGCAGGCUAAACGUGUGGGACUUGAGUAAAAUUGGAGAAGAGCAAUCCCCUGAAGAUGCUGAGGAUGGUCCCCCUGAGCUGUUGUUUAUUCAUGGUGGUCAUACUGCAAAGAUCUCUGAUUUCUCCUGGAAUCCCAAUGAACCCUGGGUAAUUUGUUCUGUAUCAGAAGACAAUAUCAUGCAAGUCUGGCAAAUGGCGGAGAACAUCUAUAAUGAUGAAGACCCUGAAGGAAGUGUGGAUCCAGAAGGUCAGGGAUCCUAGAUGAGAACCUUUUCCUGGUUUUAGUCUUUUUCCUUCUCUUCCCUUUCAACCCUGAUAUUGACUUAACACUGGUUUUGAGACACACGUAGACUUUGUGUUCAGCCAUCCUUCCGUAGAUGCCACCAACAGGCUUUUUAACCCAGACACUGAAUAAUCCCUGAGGAAAGGGCUCAGCCCUGCUCCUUGGGCAGAUUCUCUCCAGCCACCUCUUGCUCUCAGGCUGGCUGUCCUCGUUUAGCUGCCGUCACCACACAAAGCAAACUUGGGUUGGUUGUUGUUUCUUCUAUUUUUUUUUAGCUUGCUACAGCUGCAGCUUUUGCUUAAUUUAAACAAAAAUUGAUGGGCUUGAGUGCCAGAGUGGAGAUGAGCCAGUGGAGAUGAUAUCAGUGUUAAUCCACUGACAGUUCAGAAAUAAAGUGUGGAAGGUUUUGUCCCCUUCAGUGCAACUCUGAAGUCUUGGGAUUUCUUUGAUUGAUCUGGUGCAGAUACAAACCAGACUUGCAGUUUCUGACUUGAACUGAAAUUCAGUUUCCUUCUAUAUUUUUUAGUUUCUACUGGUAAUUCUGGGGUUUUUGUUCCUUCCUUCCUUUCCCUUUUCUCCUACCUGCUGGGCAGCAGCAGUUUGGAUUUGUUAGCUAUACUUGCAGAGCAUUGUUCACCUUCCAUGUGUUUUGCUCUAUUAUGUGUUUCUUGAGCUGUGUUUUCACAUAAAUUUUCUUCCUUUCUGUGAAAUGGUUUUUAAAACUUGGGGCCACCAAGUUGUAAAGGUUGUAUGUUUUUACCAACUGAUGUACCACAGAUGGCAUACCCAGGAACCUGAAACAGCAUUGGCAGCUGGUAUCUGGAAAGCAAAUUAAACCUGGAUAAACUAUUUUUUUUGGGAGUUAGUUCUCGACCACUAGUUCCUGCACAUCUUCCACUUAGGGUGUCCUGUUCCACCAGCAACCUGUAACUCUCCAUGCUCCUGAUAACUAAUUGCGUGUAACUGCUUCAGAUGGAAUAAAUUUUUCUACAUAAAUGC
Messenger RNA from Calypte anna (Anna's hummingbird), 2670 nucleotides. RefSeq names its product RB binding protein 4, chromatin remodeling factor (gene RBBP4). Lineage: Eukaryota; Metazoa; Chordata; Aves; Apodiformes; Trochilidae. Gene Ontology annotation, biological process: regulation of gene expression. The record is from RefSeq and is a predicted model, not a curated record. The transcript is spliced from 12 exons. The coding region runs from base 372 to 1649 and encodes 425 amino acids. Gene Ontology annotation, molecular function: histone binding. Gene Ontology annotation, cellular component: NuRD complex; ESC/E(Z) complex; nucleus.